Molecule: messenger RNA, 1476 nt
Organism: Polychytrium aggregatum
Lineage: Eukaryota; Fungi; Chytridiomycota; Chytridiomycetes; Polychytriales
Product: BCS1 N terminal-domain-containing protein
Exons: 8
Coding region: 1-1476 (491 amino acids)
Biological process (GO): protein insertion into mitochondrial inner membrane from matrix; mitochondrial respiratory chain complex III assembly
Cellular component (GO): mitochondrial inner membrane
Molecular function (GO): ATP binding; ATP hydrolysis activity
Source: RefSeq, a predicted model, not a curated record
AUGUCGACGAUCGGUCCGGCGCAGUCCGAAGCAAUCCAAAAAACGAUCGUGUCGCCUGACUCGGUUGCUCCUGGCAUCGUCGAGCCGGCGCUCAAGAGCAUUGGGCACUUUACCAAGGCGCUGGCGGACCAAGUCGGGAUCAGCGGGAACGAAAUCGCCACGGGUGGCUUGACCCUGGCCGUCCUGGGCGCGGGCUUGGCUGGGGCUCGGAUUCUGGGCGACAUUCUAUUUGAGAUGGCCAAAAAGCAAUUCAUGGUUACAGCCGAGUUUGCCAGCAACGAUGAAAGCUACAGCUGGAUUCUUGGAUAUCUCUCUGACCACCCUGUCUCGAAGCGUACGACCCGGUUCACAGUGACAUCUAGUGUGUCCAAGACCGGCGCGGAUGCCGAUGCCGUCGCUACUGCACAGGCUCCUCAGAGCGAAGGGUCCGGAUUCUCGAUUCUGCCGCGGGUGUACUUCCUGCCCUCGCCCGGCAUCCACUUUUUCUUUUACGAGGGCCGACUCGUAUGGCUGGAGCGACACCGCCCCAAGGGCCAUGGCGGAAGCGAGAUCUUGCCCGAGCGAAUCACUCUGACAACCUUUGGCCGCUCUCGGGAGCUGCUCCACCGGCUCGUGCUUGAGGCACAGCGGCAGCAUGUUGAAAAGGACCACUGCCGAACUGUCAUCUACAGUGCCGACCAGUGGGGCAACUGGCGGCGCACCCGGUCGCGUCCGAUUCGGCCGAUGAACAGCAUCAUUUUGGACGGUGACGUGAAGCAAAAGGUCGCCCGGGAUAUGGUCGAGUUCCUGAGAAGCGAAAAGUGGUAUGCCGAUCGAGGCAUCCCGUAUCGCCGAGGAUACAUGCUCUACGGAAGCCCCGGAACGGGCAAGACUUCGUUUGUGACAGCGCUCGCCGGCGAAGUCAAGCUCAACAUCUAUGUCAUCAGUCUGGCGAACAAAGGUCUCAGCGACGAAACCCUCACAGAGUUGAUGGUCGAUACUCCUCCACGCUGUAUCUUGCUCCUCGAGGAUAUUGACGCAGCGUUCGUCUCGAGAGAAAGUGCCGCCGCGGUGGCCCCUGGGGCCAGUACGGCUGCGGCAGGAACAGCGUCGGCCAAUGUGACUUUUUCUGGGCUCUUGAAUGCCAUCGAUGGCGUGGCUGCCCAGGAGGGCCGUCUCCUCUUCAUGACGACAAACCACAUUGAAAAACUGGAUCCGGCACUGAUACGGCCAGGACGAGUCGACGUCAAGGUGCUGCUGGACUUGGCGACUUCGUCGCAGGCGCAGGGGCUGUUUGAUCAAUUCUAUCCACACGACGAGACCAGCAGCGAGAUCAUGGAGCUCUCGAUCGAGUUUGCCCGAGGUAUUCCCGACCGCACCUACUCCAUGGCGCAGCUGCAAGGCUACCUCAUGCGAUACAAGAACAACCCACAGCUUGCUGUGCAGAAUGUGGGCGAGCUGAUCCGAGGCGGCGCCCAGGUUCUCAGGAGCGACUAG